This is a messenger RNA of Maylandia zebra (zebra mbuna), 2873 nucleotides long. RefSeq names its product homeobox A9a (gene hoxa9a). Gene Ontology annotation, biological process: proximal/distal pattern formation; DNA-templated transcription; embryonic skeletal system morphogenesis. Gene Ontology annotation, cellular component: nucleus. The record is from RefSeq and is a predicted model, not a curated record. Gene Ontology annotation, molecular function: DNA-binding transcription factor activity, RNA polymerase II-specific; RNA polymerase II cis-regulatory region sequence-specific DNA binding. Lineage: Eukaryota; Metazoa; Chordata; Actinopteri; Cichliformes; Cichlidae.
UAUUUAUAUAUUAUUAAAUUAAUAUAUUAUUAAAUUCUAUUACAGCGUAACUGAUAAAUCCACUAAAAAUGCUCAAAUAAGAAACCCUGUUAUUAUUCUUUUAAAAAAAUGUAAUUUACAAAAAAAAAAAUUGAAAAACAAAACAUUCUUUCAAUUCUCCAGAAAUAACGACACGUUUAUUGAUGUAGUUUUACAUAGUUAAUUUAACACUAUAGCUUUGUUGAGAAAAAAUACUCAAACUCCUGCAGAAGCGUUCAUUUCAUGGAAACUUCGUGUAUUGUAAUGAGGUUAAUUAGGCGCCAGAGACUUAGUUACAGCGUGUACAGUGACCUGACGUAGGCAGGAAGCUUGAUUGUGGUAGAAAAAUAACCCUAUACGAGAAUUCUCCAUGUAGCCUGCGCUUAAGGUUUAACUCACAUAGGAAUACAACGUUUAACUGAAAACUACUCAGCCUCAUAAUAGACUUAAGUAUGUUUCAUUAUUGGCUAGCUUUUUGCGCCUAUGAUAUGUAUUUAAUGCUUUAAGCUGUAGCAAAGAAAAACCUGCAGAGGAAAGCGUAUGGCCUGUGAGGGGAGAAAAACUGUUAUAAAGUGUUAUAAAAAACGAUUCAUAAUUCACUAGAUAGUCUUAUUCAGAUCAUUGAGCUGCAAAGUUUCUGUGAUGUGGUGCUGUUUAAAAUGCGUUUUGGUGAGCAGCGAUCGUAGGGUGCUUACGUGUCCUAUAAAAUGUCUCGUAAAAGAAGGCUUCCAAAUACAUUUUGUAUCGUUUUGGAUAACCGAGAGGGGAUUGGAACGGCAGCAAGUGCCAAUAAGAAGGAGCCCGGUGUCAUUUAUUUUAUUCAUUCAUAUUUUUCAUCUCGCAUAGUGGUUCCUGCUCAAAUCUUGAUAAUUCUUAAAAAGUCGAAGUUGUUAUAGGAGAGAGGGUGAGUAUUUAAUGACCGUAGGGAUUGAUUUAUCCUUUAUUGUUCAGCCUUAUGAUCACGUGUGUCUGCUACCCAAUGGCAUGGCAGCCUGUCUCCCCAUUACUUUCCCACUGUAGUUCUCCGUGGAGCGAAGUUGCUACUUGAUUUCUCCACAUUGUUAUUUUGUGAGGCUGGGUUUACUGCGUGUGUAUGUGUGUGUGUGUGUGGUGUGUGUGCGCGUCUCGCUUUUGCAUGCAUCCGCUGUAUGACUGUGUACAUGUGAAAGUGUAAUUUUUCUGCCAUGUCGACAUCUGGAACGCUCACUAGUUACUACGUCGAUUCCCUCAUUCUCCCCGAGAGCGAGGAGCUCUCUGUGCCGAGGUACACCUCCGGUCCUGGGCUCCAGCACGCCAGGCAGCAUGCCUCCAUCAGCGACCACAGCGAGGUCGGGACUUGCACCUUCCCAUCCAAGCCCCAGGUAUUCGGGCCGUCUUGGAGCCACGUCCCGGCUCAGUUUCCAGCCACCGUCUCCUCUGUGUAUCAUCCCCACUACGGGCAUCCCCAAGGCCCAGUAGGUGGAGAUACAGAUGGCCGGUAUCAAUCCUGGCUUCUGGAGCCCAUGUCCGGUUCCCUGCCGUUGACCGGAUUACCGACGACCCAUCACUACGGGAUCAAACCGGAGGGACUGGGGGCGCGGGCUGAAGGAGGGCUGCCCGGAUCCCACACGGCUCUGCUGCUCUCUGAAUACGCCAAUGGCACCGUGGCGUCAGCAUCACCGGUGGAAAAGGACGAACUCUCCGUCCAGGCAGGGGAUUUGAGCGGAGAGGGGGAAGAGAAACCGGGCCUGGAUCCAAAUAACCCAGUGUCCAACUGGCUCCACGCGAGUGCCACAAGAAAAAAGCGCUGUCCGUACACCAAGCACCAGAUCCUGGAGCUGGAGAAAGAGUUCCUCUUUAACACCUACCUGACCAGAGACCGUAGGUACGAGGUGGCGAGGCUGCUAAACCUCACCGAAAGACAGGUUAAAAUUUGGUUUCAGAACCGCAGGAUGAAGAUGAAGAAGUUCAAUAAAGACGGCGCACCGAAAGACGAGUGACUGAACCUUAGACAAAAGCAGCAUUAGACUGAUAGCGAGCUUGAUGUGUAAGAGCUCUUAACUCUGCUGGACCCUGUUUUUAAACAACAUUGUGAUAUUGUUCUUAAUAACAGCUAUAGGGUUAUUUGUCUUGUAAAAAACAAACAAACAAACAAACAAACAAACAAAAAAACAGCAUGUUGGGCUUUAGUUUUUUGCAACUACCAUUAUAUUGCACAGUUUUAACAGUGCACCCUCGUUUUUUUUUAACUUGUUCUUUUCUCGUGCUGCUUUGAAUUAAUACCUCGUUAAAGUGUAUUAGUUGGCCUUGCCCCUGUGCUUGUUUGUGUACGACUGUUUCUAGCUCUCUGUGUUCCGGAUUGUAGCUAUAUUUGUUGUCUGUCUCAGAGCCAACUGAGCGUAUAGUUUGUAAAAAAAAAAAAGUAUUUUAUUGUUGUUUCUCUCUUACUAUUAGGAUAAGCCUUUGACUGAAUUUGAAUCUAACGUUAGAAACUGUAGGGAAAAACAGAGUAAAAUAGGCGCAUAAAUACAAGGAACCUCCUGAGAACUCUUACGAAAUUUCAGUAUAUAUAUGAUAGGCUAGAAGUUGUAUUACAUAACAUGAUUGACUACCUAUGUCUUUCAACUACCUACAUACCUACAUUGACCUUUGUUUUGCAGUGGUGGAUUGUAAUAGAUUUGUUUGCAUUACUGGAUUCGUGUGACUGAAUUUCAGGGAGUCAUUUUCAAAGAGCGUAAUAUUUGUUAGUGAGUGCAAAUGGAAGAAAACACUGUAGGCUAGCUACUCAUUUUUAAUACCUCGCGGUCGUGCUGACCGUCUGACUUUUGGUUCACAAAUGUAAUUUGUACUUUAUUUAUUGAAUAAAACAAAUUAUA